Molecule: messenger RNA, 786 nt
Organism: Aspergillus calidoustus
Lineage: Eukaryota; Fungi; Ascomycota; Eurotiomycetes; Eurotiales; Aspergillaceae
Source: the annotation of a GenBank genome assembly
AUGGCUGAAGCCGGACAGCAACGAGCUCUCAACACUGCUUUCGCGCCUCCACCUCCCCUUUGGAAACACUUCACUCCCGGAAAUCUCAAGAAACUAGAGGAAAUCAAAAGAGAGGCAUCAAAGCGAGAAGAUGGAAAGCCACGAAAGAAGGAAUGGCCGCCAUCGGACCUGCGCUCUCUGGCUCUGCCCCCAGAGCUACGUUUCCUCGUGCCCCCGGAGAUUCCUUCGGGCAAUUACAGUGUCUUUGGCGAAGUUCAAAACCUCUCAACCGCCCUGCCGUCCCUAGAAGAACAAGGCAUCAAUCAGCUUUAUCCCUCCUCCCCCAGACCCGGCCCCAACGGCGAACCACCCGCGCAACCAGCUCAGCCGUUGAACCACGCGUACUACCUUUUAAAAAUCAGCAAAUCGCUACUCCUCAACUUUCUAGAGCUUGUCGGGAUCCUCUCUACAACGCCGGACCAAUUCGAGCCAAAAAUCGAGGAUAUCCGCAACCUAUUCAUCAACGCGCACCACCUACUCAACCUAUACCGACCACACCAGGCACGCGAGUCUCUGAUUAUGAUGAUGGAAGAACAGCUCAGCCGGACACGAGAGGAAAUCCGCGAAAUGGACAAGUUGAAGGAAGAGCUCACCGCUGUGCUAGAUCAGUUGGCUGCCGAAGGCGUUGAUGUGGGAUCUACUAUCCAGCCACCUACGGGGGAUGACAGAAAGGCAGUGAAGCCGGAGGAGCAUGUGUCUGAGGACUCUCAGCUCGUCUGGGAUAUCAUCGAUGAGCUUGAUCGGUAA